Erythranthe guttata (spotted monkey flower) is the source of this 7135-nucleotide messenger RNA. RefSeq lists its product as uncharacterized. Gene Ontology annotation, molecular function: phosphopantetheine binding; heme binding. NCBI's taxonomy places the organism in Eukaryota, Viridiplantae, Streptophyta, Magnoliopsida, Lamiales, Phrymaceae. Gene Ontology annotation, biological process: lipid biosynthetic process. The record is from RefSeq and is a predicted model, not a curated record.
AGUGGAAAAAGCCUCGGAAAAAAUGGACGAAAAAUCGGUGGACGAUAAAUUCUCGAAGAUGCACCCUUGCUUUCCUCCACGAACAAGGAUUGCAAUAAUCGGAGCGGGCCCCAGUGGACUCUCGGCUGCUUAUGCACUAUGCAAAUUAGGCUACUCCGAUGUAACUGUGUUCGAAAAACAUCAUUCACCUGGUGGAAUGUGUGAAUCAGUUCAAAUCGAAGGAAGGAUUUACGAUUUGGGAGGUCAAGUUCUUGCAGCAAACAGUGCUCCGUCUAUAUUUCACUUGGCUAAAGAAGUCGGUGCAGAAACUGAGGAAAUGGACACACAUAAAUUUGCACUUAUUAACAGUUCAAAUGGAGCUCUCACCGAAAUGAAGUUAGUCGAAGAUUAUGUAUCCAUGAUCUCUCUUACACUCAAACUCCAGGAUAAGGCUAAAGAAUCGGGUCGAAUUGGAGUACACGCAGUGAGUGAAAUUGCCUCCGAUUUAACUCCCGAUUAUCUAAAAAAUCAAGGAUUUCCUUCGGUGCCUAAAUCAGUAAUAUACGGAUACACAGCAUCUGGAUAUGGAUACGUGCAAGACAUGCCUUACGCAUACAUACACGAGUUCACAAGAACAUCCAUGGCUGGAAAAAUCCAACGGUUCGAAGGCGGUUACACGAGCCUAUGGAAUAAGCUGAGUCAAAGGCUGCCAAUACAAUUCUGUUCCAACACAGAAGUACUAUCAGUUAAACGCAAUUCAUCCGAAAUCAAAGUUGAAUUCAAAACUGAGAAUGGCGGUGUAAAAUCGAGAGAAUUCGAUAAAAUUAUUAUCUCCGGUGCUUUUCCGUUUAUCAGUGGAAAUACUUACAGAUCACCUUCACCGAACACAUCAGAUACUGCGAAUAAUAACCGUAUUGACUUAAGCGAGCUGGAAAAAGAGUUGUUCAGUAAAGUCAAAACCAUUGACUAUUACACCACUGUCUUGAAUAUAAAGGGAUUUGAGCAUAUUCCAAAGGGUUUUUAUUACUUCGACGAAUUUAUGAACGAUCCAUCUACUAUAGGCAAUCCUGUUGCAAUGCAGAGAUUUUACGGAGACACGGAUAUUUUCCUGUUCUGGUCUUACGGAAACUCGGCUAAUAUUCAGGAACACGAGGUUGCUGAGCUGGCAAUUUCUGCGGUCAAAAGAAUGGGAGGUGAAGUCGAAAGAGUGAUUUUACAGCGAAAAUUCAAGUACUUCCCACAUGUGAAAAGUGAAGAUAUGAAGGAGGGGUACUAUGAUAAGCUGGAAUUUCUACUACAAGGUCAAAGAAACACCUACUUUGUUGGUGGACUAAUGGCAUUUGAGCUGACUGAGAGGAAUGCUAGUUACGCAUUUGACCUCGUUCGAAAGCAUUUCUCUAACGAUAAUCAAGAACCGAGCUAUCCCUAUGUCAAGAGAUUACUGACAUUGAAACCGAACAACGGAGGCUCAGUCGUUCCCAGACAAUUGGACGAAUCGCCAGGUGUCCAGUUUCCAGAACUUUCCACCCUCGACGCAUACUUGAAACAUUGGGGAACCCAUAGUGUAACUCAAAGCAAGACACUGUACACAUGGAUCAACGAGAAGGGGCAAAUCGUAGCACAAAGAACGUACAAAGAACUUAACUCAAACGCUUCAAAGAUCUCCGAAAAACUAACGAGCUGUAACAACCCGACAAUCAAAACAGGCGAUAGGGUUCUCUUGGUUUAUAUACCUGGCCUAGAUUUCAUCGAUGCCUUCUUCGGUUGUUUGAGAGCCCGUGUAAUACCCGUGCCCGCAAUUCCACCCGAUCCGCUGCAGAAAACCGGGCAACAAGCACUUCUCCACAUUUCCAACAUUUCCAAAGCAUGCAAUGCAGUUGCCAUAUUAUCAACUGUUAGUUACCACAUCGCGGUCAAGGCUUCUUCGGCAAGAAACAUGCUGUCCCUUAAGGGAAAAGACAAAAAUACCCCUCGCUGGCCCGAUCUGCCGUGGCUCCACACCGAUUCUUGGGUGAAGAAAUCAAGAAUCACCAUGCAAAACGGCUACAAUGUUGACAAGUACGAGUCUUUGCCUCGUGAUUUGUGCUUCCUGCAGUUCACAUCGGGGUCCACAGGAGAGCCGAAGGGAGUUAUGAUAACUCACGGUGGAAUAAUCCACAAUGUGAAGACGAUGAGAAGCCAAUACAAGAGCACCUCGAAUACGGUACUUGUGAGCUGGCUGCCACAGUACCACGAUAUGGGACUCAUCGGUGGCCUUUUCACUAGCAUGGUCAGUGGCGGUUCCGCAAUUUUGUUCUCUCCGACGGUGUUUAUCCGGAACCCUUUAUUAUGGCUGCAGACUAUAACCACGUAUCGCGCCACACACAGUGCGGGCCCCAAUUUCGCGUUCGAGCUGCUUAUUCGUAGGCUAGAAGCCGAUGAAAAAGGGCAGAAGUUCGAUUUGUCUUCGAUGGUUUUUCUCAUGGUUGCUGCAGAACCAAUCAGAGCAGAAACUAUGAGAAGGUUUCUGCUGCUGACUCAGCCUUUCGGGCUCGAUCGGGGGGCCAUGGCCCCCGGCUAUGGAUUAGCAGAGAACUGCGUUUACGUGUGCAGUGCGUAUGGAGAAGGUGAAGAGAUGUUGGUUGAUUGGAAUGAACGAGUUUGCUGUGGCUACAUUGAUAACAAUGAUGAUGAAGUUCAAAUCAAGAUUGUUGAUCAAGAAACGGGCGAAGAGUGUGAAAAAUCGGAAAAAGAAGGGGAGAUUUGGAUUAGUAGUCCAAGUAGUGGAGUUGGAUACUGGGACAAUGAGGAGUUGACCAAAACGACCUUCGAAAACAAACUGAAUAGCGCCCAUGGCAGGAAGUACAUUCGAACGGGGGAUUUGGGAAGAAUCGUGGACGGAAAGUUGUUCGUCACGGGCCGUAUAAAGGAUCUCAUAAUUGUUUCUGGAAGGAAUAUAUAUUCGUCAGAUAUCGAAAAAACCGUCGAGAAUUCGUGCCAGCUAGUACGCCCUGGAUGCUGUGCUGCAAUCGGUGUUCCGAAGGAGAUACUUCUAUCGAAAGGGAAUAUUCCAUUUCCGGAAACUUCCGAUCAUGUUGGAUUGGUGGUGAUUGCCGAGGUUCGAGAAGCAGUCAAGUCCGGUUUUAAGGAAGCUGUUAAACGAAUUCAGGCAUGCGUUGCGGAAGAACAUGGGAUCAUUGUCUCCUCCGUUAUUCUGAUCAAACCGAGGACCAUUAGCAAGACGACAUCCGGCAAAAUUAAACGGUACGAAUGUCUUCAAAAGUUUAAAAACGGAACUUUCGAUGUCGUUCAUCAGUCCAACGGAACUGUAUCGGAAAAUCGAGCCGAGAAAAAUAAUCAUCCAAUUCCGAAUUCUGAUAUAACAAAGAGUGACAUAGUGAACUUUCUGAUCGAGCUUCUCUCUCAAAUGACCGGAAUUUCUACAGCAAAAAUCUCCACCAAUGAAAGCCUUGUAUCUUAUGGGGUGGAUUCCAUAGGUGUCGUUCGAGCCGCUCAAAAGCUCUCCGAUUUUCUUGGAGUCCCAGUUGGCGCAAUCGACAUAUUCACAGCGACAUGCAUCGAUGACCUGGCGAAAUUUUCAGACAACCUAUUAAAGAAGUCUCGUCCUAAAUCAGCAAAAACGAAGGCGAAAGUACCAUCAACAAAAACAACCUUUUCCGAAGCUUCUUCGUCAAGAAAGCUGCAAAUCUGGUUCAUGCAAAUCUUAGCACUUGCUUACGUUUGCUUCUUGCUGAUUUUUCCCGCUUACCUCUCGAUUUCCGCCUUUACGUAUUCUUACAAGCCACAGAAAAAUACAUGCACUGCUUACUUGAUUAGCCUAUUUUGUGCUCCGCUUUCUUGGAUGCUGUGCCUUUUCUCGACAUGCAUUAGCAUAUCCUUUUUGGGGACACCAUUUCUUCAGACAAACUACGCCUUAUUUCCCGAGGUUUCGAUUUGGUCUACCGAAUUCGUGAAGUGGUGGGCCCUGCACAAGGCUGAGGAGGUUUCUUCGAAAGUUCUUGCAGUUCACUUAAGAGGCACUGUGUUCCUCAACUACUGGUUCAGAAUGCUGGGAGCUAAAGUCGCCUCGUCAGCAUUAAUCGACACCAUCGACAUCACGGAUCCAUUUCUAGUUUCGAUCGGAGAAGAUGCUGUGCUGGCAGAGGGAGCGUUAAUCCAAAGCCAUGAAGUGAAAAAUGGAGUUUUGAGUUUCUAUCCAAUGAGAAUCGGAUCAAGAUCUUCGGUGGGGCCCUAUGCUUUGCUUCAGAAAGGCGUCGAGGUACAUGAUGGAGACGAAGUACUUGCCCUCACAACUGAGGUUAGUACUUCUGAUGUGGAUCAUUUCCAAAAGGGUAAAAUGGGAAAACAAAUCAUCAGCAAAAACUGUGGGAAUUAUGCCAUGGUAAUUCACUUUCUCGGUAUAUAUACAAUCGGUUUUCUUGGCAGUUUAUCGGCGGCGGUUUCUUAUUUCGCCUACCUCUAUAUAAUGCAAAAGCCUCCUAUUAUGCAUCACUUUGCAUUCAUAUCUGUUUCUGGAGCAUUUCAUUGGCUACCUUACACCAUAGUUGCAUAUAUAGUAAUACUCGAUUCUGCCCCUUCAAAUCCGAUCGCCUUUGCAAUCUCCAUAGCCACAGCUUACACAAUUUACGGCCUUGUCCUCAGCUUUUUCACUUGCUUCCUCAAAUCAUACUUAGAAAAAAAUCAAGACUUGUCCGAAAAACCCUUCCGAAAAUGGCUAAUACACAGAAUUUUGACAUCAUGCCACGUCAGAUUCGCGAAAUUCAUCUCUGGAACAGAAGCUUUCUGUUUUUAUCUACGCCAAAUGGGAGCCAAAAUUGGUAAUCAUUGUUCGAUCAGAGCUAUUAAUCCCAUUUUAGACCCGGAGCUCGUUUCACUAGCCGACGGUGUUGAUUUAGGGGACUUCAGCCGUUUAAUCCCAGGUUAUUACACCUCAAAAAACGGCUACUUUUCAGGCGGAAUCGAGGUACAAGACAAUGCUGUAAUAGGGAGCCAAGCACUAAUCCUCCCUGGUUCGGUUCUUGAAAAAUACGUAAUUCUCGGUGCACUUUCGGUUGCUCCGGCGAACAGAAUCCUCCACAGUGGCGGUGUUUAUGUUGGUUCUCCAUUUCCUUCGAUGGUGAAGAACACUACCCAAAGUUUCGACGACAGAAUCGAAGAAAUGGACACGAAAUAUCGAAAGGUGUUAGGAAAUCUCGCAGCAAAUUUAGCAGCCACAACCUUAAAAGUAAAAUCGAGGUACUUCCAUAGAAUCGGUGCAGCUGGCAAGGGAUUUUUAAAGCUUUACGAUCACCUUCCGAAGAAUCUCCCACAUCAUAGAAUAUUCUCAACGGGGAAGGAAUAUUCCAUCAUCCUUCGGCACAGCAACUGCUUGAGCUCUGACGACGACGCACGCCUCGAUCCACGUGGUGCAGCCAUACGAAUAACCACUGAGGAUAAUUCCCCAUUGCUCGAUUUAACCUUAAAAACUGGCAAUGCAUUUCAUGCACGGACAAUAGGGGACUUCGCCACGUGGCUAGUCUGUGGGGCAGCUGCGCGAGAGGAGCAUGUGAAGCACUAUCCGCACAUUCGUGACGCAAUGUGGGGAUCUUUGAGGAGAGCCGAUUCUUACACCGAGCUUCACUAUUACUCGAACAUCACACGGCUUUUCCGGUUCGAAGAUGGCCAAGAAAUGUACGUCAGAUUCAAAUUGAGGCCGUUCGAUAAGAAUAUAUCAGAGGAAAAUGGAAAAGUGGAGCCCACAGGUGUACUUCCGCCAGAAACUGGGGCUAUUCCGAGAGAUGAAAACGACAAACGCCCUCUGCUUUUCCUGGCCGAUGAUUUUAAGAAACGGGUGGAUUCUUCGGAUAAAGUUCGUUAUGUUCUUCAGCUGCAAAUUCGACCAAUCACAAACGACGAAAGGGAAAGGGAGAUUGCACUCGACUGUACAAGGCCAUGGAACGAAACGGAGUUCCCACAUUUCGAUGUGGGAGAGAUUACAAUCGAACGAAUCCUGACCAAAGAGGAAUCCGAAGAACUCGAGUUCAACCCUUUCCUUAGAUGCCACGAAAUCGAUGUCAUAAGGGCUUCGUCUUGUAGUGAAAGUGCAUCAAUGGAUCACGGCCGUUCAUUAGUGUACUCGAUCUGCCAACAUCUUCGAAACAAGAAACCACUUCCUCAAGCAUGGAGGGCUUUCUUGAAUCAAUCCGACGUGAAAAUCGACCUCUCGGGCUGUCCAAUGGCAGCUCAAAAACUCGAGAAAAGUGUCGAUACAGAAGUGGUGACAUUAGCGAGGCCAUGGUACGUGACAUUGUGGAUGAUGUCAGCUCAGCCGUUUCUGCAGAUUUUUCUACCAUACUUCCUCAUGGGGCUAGUGAUUUUUCCACCGAUGAAAUUCAUCUUCCACCAGAACAAGAUCAGUAAAACAGAGCACAUGCAUUUCUUGCUGCCACUUUUCUGGAUUUGCUCGGGCGUUUUAUCAGGGCUCGUUUGCGCUAUAUGUAAAUGGAUUCUCGUGGGUAAGAAGAAAGAAGGCGAAAACGAACCGAUAUGGAGUGUGGGGAUAUUCAUGGACACUAUUUGGCAGGCUGUAAGAACACUGGCUGGCGACUAUUUCAUGGAAAUGACAGGCGGCACGUUUAUAUUCAACGUGUGGAUGAAUCUAAUGGGAUCGGAGGUUGACAGAGGCGCUUACGUGGACACCAUGGGAGCUGUGUUAAAUCCUGAACUGGUGAAGAUAGAAGAGAAUGGCUCUGUGGAGAGAGAAGCUUUGCUGUUUGGACAUAUAUAUGAAGGCGAAGGGGGUAAAGUUAAGUACGGAAAAAUCGUCGUUAAGAAAGGCGGAUUUGUCGGGAGCAGAGCAGUGGCAAUGCCGGGAGUUACUGUGGGUGGUGGUGGUGGUUGCUUAGGUGCUCUGUCUUUAGCUAUGAAGGAAGAGUUUGUUAACUAAGUUAUGUUUCUUUUUUGUAUUAGUAUUUCCAUCUUUCAACAAGUAAUUCCAUAACUGUUUGUGCUUUUGAUUUCAUAAGAAAAUCAAUUGUCUGAACACAAAAAAUAUUCAGGUACUAUCGCAAAAUCGAAGAUCAUCAUCACAAUUAUACCAAAUUCAAAUAAGCCAAAAAAUGAGAAGAAACGAUUAUCGAACAAACACAAACGAGAAGCUGAAAUCACUUACCUCAGU